Messenger RNA from Plasmopara halstedii, 180 nucleotides. RefSeq lists its product as uncharacterized. Lineage: Eukaryota; Oomycota; Peronosporomycetes; Peronosporales; Peronosporaceae. The transcript has 2 exons. The record is from RefSeq and is a predicted model, not a curated record. Bases 1 to 180 code for a protein of 59 amino acids.
AUGGCCGACAUUACGAAGGGCUGUUUGCACGAGGGCUACACGGCUUUGUCGCUGUUCUUCAAUCGAAGCCCUCGAAGAGGUAUAAAUGACUACUCACCUUCGCGUAGCUGCACAAUCGUACCCAAUUUCAAAGCGGAACGUGACGCUAUGGGAAAUAUUAAUGAGGCGGGUUUCACUUAA